Molecule: messenger RNA, 1179 nt
Organism: Closterium sp. NIES-65
Lineage: Eukaryota; Viridiplantae; Streptophyta; Zygnematophyceae; Desmidiales; Closteriaceae
Source: the annotation of a GenBank genome assembly
AUGCACCCGCACGACGGCUGCACGGCGAUCAUUGCGAUCGUUGGGUCCAACUCCAACUUCAAGCUGGACUUGGAACGCGCUCGCCGCCGAAACGCCCUUUCGUCGCCCUCUCUCUCGCCCCUCUCUUCUCGUCGCGCUCUCUCUAUCCGCGCUCUUCCCGUCGCCUCCCUUCCCAUCGCGCUCUCUCUCCACCCUCCCUUCCCAUCGCGCUCUCUCUCUCCGCUCCCUUCCCGUCGCCCUCUCUCCCGUCGCCCUCUCUCUCCCCCCUCCCCUCCCAUUGCGCUCUCUCUCUCCGCUCCCUUCCCGUCGCCCUCUCUCCCAUCGCCCUCUCUCCCAUCGCCCUCGCUCUCUCCUUCGCUCUGUCCCGUCGCCCUCUCUCCCGUUGCCCUCUCUCCCAUCGCCCUCGCUCUCUCUUUUGCUCUGUCCCGUCGCCCUCUCCCCCGUCGCCCUCUCUCCCGUCGCCCUCUAUCUCUCACGUCGCCCUCGCUCUGUCCCGUCGCCCACACUCUCUCCCGUCGCCCCCGCUCUCUCCCGUCGCCUCGCGAAAAUUUCUGCCGUCUCGUAGUUCCUCUCCACGCCUCUGCCACCAAGGUACGUGGAGGACCAUGCUCCGCCCUGGCCUUUGCUCUCCGUUCCCUCUCCGUGUGGCCUCCCUCCCACGCCCCUCCGCACACCGAGAGAAUUGCCAUCCCGCUCACGCUCUCCCUGCUUGCCCUCGAGUUCGAUGAGGACAUGGAGCUCACUGAUGAGAUGCUCGAAGCGAUGGAAAUGCCGGACGAACCCGCUGGAUCCAACUUCCCACGCACCCGGUCUCCCACCGACGCCCCCGCCCCCAAGAAGCCUUGCGUCGCCGCCGACUCCAGCAUCCCCCCCCCCCAUGAGACGACUGCCGCUACCUCUGAGGUCACAGAAGAACCCGCGGACACGCCCACGAUGCCCGCAGUGCAAACCGCCAGCACCACGGCCCCCUCCGCGACCGACUCUACCACGGCACCGAGCGAUGCUGUUCCCGUUCACCCCGCUCCGCCGGCCACCAGUCCCAGUUCCUCACCCCCGCCCGUUCCCUGUGCGACCGCCGAGACGACCGCUCCGAUGUCCCCGCAGAUGGAUCAGACUCCCGAGCCGGAGCUGCCCCAUUCCCACCACCAAGCUGCCCACCCCCCCCCCCCCUUGCUCUAA